ACAAGACACUUUAAUUACUUUUUCUAUGAAGAAAUUGGUUUUAUCGAACCUGCCAGAGCUGGAAGCUGUUUGGAACGAAGAUCCUCCUCAUGGAAUUUUAUGCAUGCAACAUCUAAAAAAAGUACAUGUUACGAAAUGUAAAAGGCUUACAAGCGUGUUUCCAGCAUCUGUAGCCAAAGAUCUUGAACUUGAAGAACUAGUAAUUGAAGAGUGUGAGAGAUUGGUGGCAAUUGUUGCAGAGGAUAAUACAGAUUCAAGUCUAGAGCUUACGCUUCCCUGUCCCUAUGUCAAAUCAUUGAAAUUACGUGGUUUGCAAAAGUUCAACUACUUUUAUUACUGCUCACUCAAUACGCAUCUGGAAUCUCCUACCCAAGAUCAACUCCCUCGUGAGAAGUGCUUGUUAUUAGGGGAAAAUGGAAUGAAGAUGAUUUUGCGAGGAGAAUUGGAGAGAAACCUCUUGGACAGUUUAAAAGCUCUUACUCUCUGCUUUGGUUCAGAUGCAUUUGGAUAUGAAAUUCUAGAAGAGGUUCCGAACAUAGAGAAACUUGCUGUGUGUGGUGGUUCAUUCGAGAAGAUGUUCUGUUGUGAAAGUGGUAAUAAUGUGUUACAGCAGCUGAAAGUAUUACAGUUGGAGUCCCUUGAAGAGCUGGUUUCCAUCUCUUGGAGUGAUUCCUUUAUCAGAAACUUAGAAAGCUUUGAAGUCAUUAAAUGUGGGAGUUUAAAAAGCUUGAUAGCAUGCAAAAAAGGAGUGUCUUUCUCCAAUCUGAUAUGUUUAAAAGUAGAAGGUUGUUGUAGCUUAUCAUAUUUGUUCACAUCCUCAACAGCCAAGCGUUUGGAUCAACUGAAAAGAAUGGAGAUAAAAGAUUGUGAAUCAAUUGAAGAGAUAGUGUCUAAGGAGGAAUCAGAUGGGAAUGAAAUAAUAUUUCCGCAGCUGAAUUGUUUGAAGCUUGAAUGUUUAGAAAAUCUCAACAGCUUCUAUAAAGGGAGUUUAAGUUUUCCAUCCUUGGAGGAAUUGACAGUAUCAUCUUGUUCCGAGAUGAUAACUUUAUGUCCAGGUACAGUGAAAGCAGACAAGUUGUCUCAAGUUAAACUGAAUAACUUCUCAGAGGCUAUUCAAUUGGAAAUUGAUCUCAACUCUACUAUCCGGAAGACAUUUCUGAAAGAGAGAGCAUCAUUGCAAUGGGAACUUGAGUUCAGAGAUAGGGCAGACCUACAAGAGAUAUGGUGUCUGGCACUGCAGAUACCCGACUUUUGUUUCCGAAACUUGGAAACCUUGAUUGUGAAUAAAUGCAACAUUUCAUCAGAUGCAGUGCUACCUUUCACUUUACUCCCUUUAUUACCCACAUUGGAAACAUUGGAAGUUAGAAACUGUGAUUCUGUCAAAACCAUAUUUGAUGUCAAAUGUGCACAAGGCACAUCCACUUUUCCUCUCAAGAAAUUAGUUUUAUGGAAGCUGCCGGAUCUGGAAACCGUUUGGAAUGAAGAUACUCAUGAAACUGUUACAGAGCCUAAUCCAGCUCAUCCAGAAGGAACAAAUCUCAAGCUUACGUUCCCCGAUGUGACAUCAUUGACACUAUGCGAUUUGCCCAACUUCAACCAUAACACUAUAUCUUGCAUUCAUGAUGCAACACCAACAUUUGAGCUAAUUAUACCCAACUUAGAGGAUCUGACAGUGGGUAAAAAUGAAUUAAAGAUGAUUGUGGACGGAGAAUUUCAGACAAACCUUUUACACAACUUAAAAGUUCUCGGUCUGUGCUUUGAUAAUGAGUGUGAUGAAUUUCCGGAGUAUGGAUUUCUACAACAGUUGCCAAAUGUAAAGAAGCUUAUGGUGUGGAGUAGUUCCUUCAAGCUCAUUUUCUGCCAUCAAAGACCUAAUAAUAGUGAACUUCUAUUACAGCUCAAAGAAUUACGCUUGGAGUCCCUUGGUGAGCUAGUUUCCAUUGGGUUAGAGAACUCAUGGACUGAGCUCUUUGUCAGAAAUCUAGAAACUUUUGAAGUCAUUACAUGUUCCACUUUGGAAAACUUGGUAACACGCACAGUGUCUUUCUCAAAUCUGACAUGUUUAAAAGUAAAAAAUUGUGAUAACUUGUCAUAUUUGUUCACGUCCUCAACAGCCAAAACUUUGGGUCGACUCCAAAGAAUGAAGAUAAAACAGUGUAAAUCAAUUGAAGAGAUAGUGUGUGGGAAGGAAUCAAAUGAGAAUGACAUAAUAUUUCUGCAGCUCAGUUGUUUAAAACUGCAUAAUUUACUGAAUCUGCGAAGGUUUUACAGAGGGAAUUUAAGUUUCCCAUCCUUGGAAGAAUUAUCAGUAACAGAUUGCGAUGAUAUGGUAACUUUAUGUCCAAGUACGCUAAAAGCAGACAAGUUGACUCAAGUGAGAAUUGAAUACGGAAAAGUUAUUUCACUGGACACUGAUCUCAACUCUACUACGCGGAAGGAAUUUGGGAGAAAGAUUUCAGAACUUGAAAAACUUGAUCUCCAAAGUAGACCAAAACUACCAGAGAUAUGGCAUGACCCACUGUAUAUACCAGACUUAUGUUUCAGUGAGUUGGUCACCUUGACCGUGGAAAACUGUCAGUUUUUAUCAGAUGCAGUCCUACCCUUCCAUUUACUUCCUUUAUUACCAAAAUUGGAGACAUUGAAAGUUGGAAACUGUGAUUAUGUGAAAACCAUAUUUGAUAUCAAACGUACGACAAAGGACACAUUAGUUACUCUUCCUCUUGCUCUGAAGGAAUUGACUUUAUCCAACUUAUCAAACCUGGAGAAUAUUUGGAGUGAAGAUCCUCAUGGGAUUCUAAUCAUGCAUCAUCUUAAAGAAGUACAUGUCAAGGAAUGUAAAGGCCUUACAAGUGUGUUUCCAGCUUCAGUAGCCAAAGAUCUUGUGAAACUUGAAGACCUAGUCGUGGAAGAGUGUGAGGGAUUGAAGGCAAUUGUUGCAGAGGAAUCCAAGGAGGAUGAGAUAAUAUUUCCGCAACUCAUGUAUUUGAAGGUACAAAGUUGCAAUAGCCUGCCAUAUUUGUUAACAUCUUCAACAGCAAAAAGUUUGAGUGAACUGAAAAGUAUGAAGAUAAAAGAAUGUAAAUCAAUUGAAGAGAUAAUAUCAAAGGAGGGGGAGGAAUCUGAUGAGAAGGUAGAAAUAAAAUUUGAGCAGCUGCGAGAUUUGUAUCUUGAAAAAUUAGAUGAGCUAAGGUGCUUUUACGAUGGCAAUUUUACUUUAAGUUUUCCAUCCUUGGAGGAAGUCCACGUCAUCAAGUGCAGCUCCAUGAAAACUUUCAGUGCAUUCAACAAAAUAGAUAAUCCGUGGUAUUAUUCAGAAUAUGCGAGACCUCGAAAAGAAACUGAUCUUAAUUCUGCUCUACACAGAACUUCCGAAGAAGAGGCUCCCGAUGCUUCUAGUGCCAUCAUUUCAGUUCUUCAAUAGUUCAGAUACUGAUGGAGAUAGUGAACAUGGUGCAGGUGAUGAUUAAUUAGAAGCAGUUUUUCACAGCACAACUUGAUGAUUACGUAAGAUUAGGUUGAGUCUCGGUUGCCGACUCCAAUAUUGCAGUAAUUAAGAGGUGAUUGAAGGCAUAAAGAAUGGGUGGAGAUGAAUGUGUCCGGAUUUUAUUACGUGUGGUUGUGUUUAGAAGAAAUGAAAAAAAAAAUGUUGUUGUACCUAGUUGAAGAUGAAAGUGCCCCUAUUUUAUUAGGUGUGAUUGUGUUUAAAAAAAAUUAAAAAAAAAUUGUGUUGUUCUGCCUAGUUAAAGAUGAAAUACAUUAUUAAUUAUUUGUAUUAUGUAAUGUGUGAGAUUGAAAGUGAUGAACGGCCAUGAAUAUUGAUUGAAGGCUGUAUCACUAAAUAUUCAUUUGCUGU
Molecule: messenger RNA, 3853 nt
Organism: Vigna unguiculata (cowpea)
Lineage: Eukaryota; Viridiplantae; Streptophyta; Magnoliopsida; Fabales; Fabaceae
Source: RefSeq, a predicted model, not a curated record